GACAGAUCAUGCCAGUGUGUGCUUUACUGUCAUUACAUCGUCAUCUCCUAUUCUAAGAGGCAAACCAUGUCUGGAACAAUGAAAGAAUCUGCCUUCAAGGGAGUGGAUCUCCACCCACAGACCAACAACGUUAACCACCGCACCAGAGAAAUCUCCCUGACUCAGCUGAUAGUGAGGCGGGGCCAGCCCUUCAAACUGACCCUUAAUCUGAGGCAACCUUUCAACCCUUCUGUUCAGCCGCUCUGCAUCUCUGCAGCGACAGGCAAACUUCCGACUGAGAAACAGGGGACGCUAUCAUUCUUCGGUGUCCCAGAUGUCGUCAAACGAUCACCGUUAGCAAAGGCGGUGUGGAAGGUAGAGCUUGACAAGGGUUCCUCCACAACAACAGGCAACCUGAUCCUCACCGUCACCCCCCCGGCUGACACCCCUAUAGGGGAGUACACCAUGACUGUGAAGCACAGAGAUCAGGAAAUGGUUCUGGCAAAGCCUGUGGUACUCUUCAACCCCUGGUGUCCCGAUGACUGGGUGUAUCUGAAGGAUGAGAACGAGAUAAACGAGUAUGUAAUGAAUGAACAAGGAAUUAUCUACAGAGGUAGUAGCAACUACAUCGGUUCUUGUAACUGGGACUUUGGACAGUUUGAAGACGACAUGGUGGACAUUUGUUUGAGGAUGUUGGACCUCAACCCCAAGUACAUGAAAGACCCCGGUGACGAUGUCUCUGCUCGCUGUAACCCCAUCUAUGUCAGCCGCGUGGUCAGCGCCAUGGUCAACUCUCUAGAUGACCGUGGUGUCCUGGAUGGAAACUGGUCAGGUUCAUAUCCAAAUGGCGUCUCACCCUCUCGCUGGACCGGCAGUUACACCAUCCUUAAGCGCUGGUUUGUCACCGGCUCCCAGCCGGUCAAGUACGGGCAGUGCUGGGUGUACGCCGGUGUGAUGUGUUCAGUGAUGCGCCUGCUGGGCUUCCCCUGCCGCGUGGUCACCAACUUCGAGUCAGCCCACGACAACGACAGGAAUCUGACCAUCGACGUGUACCACGCCGACUACGGAGUCAGAGAGAAACAAACCCAAGACAGUGUUUGGAACUUUCACGUGUGGGUGGAGGCGUGGAUGAGGCGGCCAGACCUGGCAAAAGAUGGCAAAUAUGACGGUUGGCAAGUUCUGGAUCCAACACCACAGGAGAAGAGCCAAGGUGUUUACUGCUGCGGUCCAGCCCCCGUCGUAGCCAUCCUGAACGGAGAAACAGACCUCAAAUAUGACACCCCAUUUGUCUUUGCUGAGGUCAAUGCCGACUGCAUUGACUGGCUGGUGAAAGCUGACGGUUCAAAAGUGAAUAUCUUCUCUGACACAGCGAGAGUCGGUCAGAAUAUCUCUACCAAGUCUGUCGGCUCUAAUAAGAGGAUGAACAUCACCGACAGCUACAAAUACAGAGAGGGAACAGAGAAGGAGAGGUCUGUCUUUCACUACGCCACCACCAGAGACCUCUCUAAGGCUGAUGUGAUUGAAGAGAAGGGGAGAGGAAGUCCGGAUGUAGUAACCCCAGUCAUCCCCCCUCAACCUCCGUCACAGCCAAUGUCCAUGUAUUUUGAAGAGGUGACCCCACCAAAGUACUGUGAGGAUGUGAGAUUGAUGCUGGUGCUGCAGAGUAAGAGCAGUGCUGCCAUGCCCCUGUCCAUCAACAUCAGCGUCCAAGCCAUGAGGUACAACGGCGCACCAGCUGGGACCAUCCAGACCGAGGUGAAGGAGGAGACACUGCAGCCUGGGAAAGAGCUCUCUGUCCCUAUCCAGGUCCCGUUCUCGGCCUACUAUAAACCCAUGAUGGAGUGUGACAUCAUGAAGGUUUCAGCCUUGGUCGCGGGCAAAGAGAAGCCCGAUAACACAUACCUGGCUGUGCAUGACGUCGUGCUGCUUGACCCUCCUAUCACCAUCACGGUUUCUGGUACAACCAGACUGAACAGAGAGGCAGAAGGGGAGGUGGUUUUCAUGAACCCGGUCACCGAGACGCUGAAGGAGUGUACUCUGACUAUCUCUGGAAGUGGCCUGUUGAAAGAGGACAUUGAAGUCAAGAUUCCAGAUUUGAAGAAAAACAACCGAAUAUGUGUCAAGUUCCCCUUUGUUCCCUACAAGCCCGGUAAGAAGACUCUCGUGGCCAACUUUGACUGCUCCACCUUCAGAGACAUCAAGGGCAGCUGCACUGUCGAUGUAAAGCUGUAAAUUCUCUGUAUCGCUGAGUAAGAGUCACACACGUUAUAGGUUCAAGUUCGUAUCUUGCUAUCCAUAUAUAUAUAUAUAUACAUAUACAUAUCUAUAUACAUGGAAGAGCAAGUUAUAAAGGAUCUAUUUUGCCACUUGCUCUUAAAAGACAUCAAAUGCUACAUUCUACAAUGUUACAUCCAAUUUGAGACCUACACACAAGGCAUUGAAUACCAGCUUUUGAAAGCCGCAAACAUACCGGUAGGCCUACAUACUGUACCGACUCCACACACUGGCCCCUGGAAACGUCCCUGGUAUGAUUUUAUAUUGUUGGGAUAAUCCUGAAAUGUCAGAAAGUCAAAACAUGUGAUUUCCUGGAAAUGCUAAUUCAUCAAGUUUAUUCAAUUAUAUUUGAUCAGACAUGCAUGUCUUGUUUGAGAUAAAAUCACAGUCAUGCUCUAAGUAGUUCAACUAUUGUCAAUUCAUGUCAUUGUCAAGAUCCCUGUUUGAACUUGUGUACUUACAAAAAAAAAGAAGGAAAAAAAUGUAUUAUAUUGCUUAAUAAUAAGAAAACACUGCUCCCACACGGCACAAAGGCAGCAAUGGGAGGCAGUGGCACUGGCCCCGCCCAGCCAAGUUUGAUCAAAAUAUUUUUUUUUAUCAAUAAAUAUUAAAAACAAUAUAAA
Messenger RNA from Perca fluviatilis (European perch), 2876 nucleotides. Its product is annotated as protein-glutamine gamma-glutamyltransferase 5-like. The transcript is spliced from 15 exons. Gene Ontology annotation, molecular function: protein-glutamine gamma-glutamyltransferase activity. Gene Ontology annotation, biological process: peptide cross-linking. NCBI's taxonomy places the organism in Eukaryota, Metazoa, Chordata, Actinopteri, Perciformes, Percidae. The record is from RefSeq and is a predicted model, not a curated record. The coding region runs from base 67 to 2211 and encodes 714 amino acids.